AAUCAGAGAGAGGGAGGGAGGGAGAGAGGUGGGGACGGAGAGAAACUCUGUUGAUCAAUCCCAGCUCUAGAAGACUAGAACAUCAGAGCUGACGACGAAACAAGGUUCUAGAUUUAGAGCGUUUAAAGUUUUCUUAAACGUGAGGAGAGUUUUCAUCGUUUAAAUCGAUUUUUGUUAUACAGAAUUGCGUUUGUGAUUUCUACGCGAUCGUUUUGAUGACCAGUAGUUUAGGGCACGAACAGCGGUAAUUUUUACAUCCCACGAAUUUGGUCGGAUACAAGCUGGUAUUUUGACGGUGGGUUGUGAUUGUGGUGACAUAAGUUGUCAACUUUUAUUAUAUUCUGGUGUUUGUUUGGAUGAUUUCUGUGGGAAGUAGUGAUGCAAGGAAGGGGUUAGGGUUAAGCCUUGGCGGUGCUGGUGGUGGUAAGGUAGAUAUGGAGGAGUCUGAGCUUGAGGAAGGCGAGGCAUGCUCCUAUCAAAACAACGAAGAUUUUGACGCCAGCAUCGACCCCGACGUUGCCCUCUCUUACAUUGAUGAAAAAAUUGAAGUUGUCCUGGGACACUUCCAAAAAGAUUUUGAAGGUGGAGUUUCAGCAGAGAAUCUAGGGGCUAAAUUUGGUGGGUAUGGAUCAUUCUUACCUGUUUAUCCACGCUCUCCUGCUUGGUCUCAUCCAAGGACUCCACCAAAAGUUCAUAAUCAAAAUAUGCCUAGAUCUCCCAACAAUUUGCGAUUAGAGGGUGGGCAAGGACAUUCUGUCGAAUAUUCAACUGCAACCCAGUCAUUGAGACUUGGGCCUAGUUCUGUUAACUCCUCGAGGCCAUUUGCGGCUAAGGUACCCUCCACUGAUGGAGAAAUCAACCAAGAAAAAUGCUUAACAUCUGCUUGUGCUGAGGCAUUCACUUCUAGGUGUGAGUCUAUAGACCCCAAAUCUUCAAGCACAACCGACCAGAAGACACUGAAGGUUCGAAUUAAAAUGGGCGCUGAUAAUUUGUCAACUCAGAAAAAUGCUGCAAUCUACAGUGGACUUGGUCUUGAUGUGUCACCAUCAUCAUCAUUGGAUGAUAGCCCCUCAGAAAGUGAAGAAAUUUCUCGUGGGCCUCGUGAUGUUCCAUUCGAUUCUCCAACUAGUAUUCUUCAGAUUAUGUCAUCUCUUCCUAUGCCAUUGUCUCCUCUGUCUGAUGAUCUUCUUCAACUAGCUGGAGAGGAAACAUGGGUCAAAGAUAGCAUACCUGUUCCUGUCCAUGUGGAUGGUCCAGAAAGUUCUGUCAUGUCGCAACUUGAUUCUAAUAUUGUAAAGGGUGACAGAAAAAAAUCAGGGGGGAAGAAAAUGAAAUCUGUGGAUGGAUAUGGGUCCUCAAUAGAAGUUAAGGCUGGCAAUCAUGAAAGCGCAAGGAAGGAUAUUGGAGUUUUAUCAAUGAAGGAGCAAGUUAUUGGUUCAUUGACUGCUGAGGAGCUUGUUUCAAAGACCUUGAAGCUUCCACUUUUAUCAAGUUCAUAUUCUUCCAGUGAUGAGUCAUUAAAAGAUGUGGGUGGACCUUGUGAUGCAUCAAAGGAGACCAACAAGGAUAUUGUGCUGGAGAACGCCUUUUAUGCUGAACAAGCACACAUGGGACGAGUGAAUCCAACAUCUAUGGAAGUGAAUGGUUUCGCAUCAAACAUGAAGGUUGGUUCUGCAAGGAAAGUUGCAGGAGAUAAAGCUGGCACAUCUCUUGAUAACUCAUCAAUUUGUGCAAUGAAAGACAAUUUUCAUGGAGAUGAAAUACCUCACUCAAUAACAGCUGAAUCUGAUGUUGACAGAGGUAGAACAGAUUUAAGCAUUGAAAACGUAAAGCCUCCAAAGAAAACUUUUCAAAAAGGUGAUUUGUGUGAACAAGACGGUAUGACAUUACAUGUUACCGAAUAUCCAUUUCCUGGAGGGAAGAAAAAGUCAAAGGGAAGUAAUCAGACCAUGGCUACUGAGAGCAAUAAUGAAGCCUCAAGGACUGGUGCUUUAAUGUCAAAAGCUAAGAAGAAGAUUGAUGAUAUUUCGAUGUCUAAAAAUGAGACAGAAGAUGCCAGAUUACAGAAAGAUCAUGGAAAGGCUAAAAGCACAUAUAGAGAUUUCUUUGGGGACUGGGAAGAAGAUGAGGACAGAACGGAUUCACUGGAAACCCUUCAUGAGGAUAAGCUGAAGCACUCUGAAUUGGUUAAGAGGAGCAGACCUGUGAUUAAUUCUGCAGAUAAAGAGAGGUUAGGUGGCAAGAAAUUUGACAAGCCAUUAGUAUCUGAAGCAUAUCCUACAACUGCCCCAAAUUUAGUCGGGUAUUCUGGUAACAUGCAUGUCACUGAGUCAACCAAUGGAAAUGGGGUUCCUGCAACUGGGCCUCUAGAUAAUUGGGUACAAUGUGAUAAGUGUCAGAAAUGGCGCCUCCUCCCACUUGGCACAAAUCCUGAAAGCCUUCCUGAAAAGUGGCUGUGUAGUAUGCUCAACUGGCUGCCUGACAUGAAUCGUUGUAGUGUUAGCGAAGAUGAAACUACGAAAGCUCUUAUUGCGUUAUUCCAAGGUCCUCCACUGGAAGGUCAAAGUAUCUCUGGAAGUGUGUUUAUGGGAGGGCCUUCAUCAGCAGUCCAGUAUCCCAAUCAAAACCAACUAAAUCAUGGUUCAAAUGGAAUGCCUGGUGGGAAGAAAAGAACUGUCAAAGAGAUAUCAAAUUCAGCAAGUAAAGAUGGCUCUUCUCAGUUGCCCUAUUCUAUAAAGAAAAACUCUCAGUCAUCAAUGAAAAGUAGAAGCAUAAGUGAUAUGAACAAAUCCCCCGCCAUUAGUGAACCUGAUAUCCGUGGAGAAAAACACAAAAAUAAGCAGAAGAAACAAGAGAGCUAUUCUGAUAGAGGUGAUACUAAGAAUUUGAAGGCAAAAAGCUGCAGGGAUGCUGAUCAAGAAUAUUCUAGAAAAUCCAAAAAAGGCAAGACUGGUAACAUGCAUUUUACUGAUCAGCAGUGGAUUCCUGAUCCAAGUGGAGCUACUAGGAAGUUCCAUCAUAGCUUGAGUAGCAGUUCUCCAACUACUGCAGCUGGCAAGGAACUGCCUAAGCAUAAAGAUCGCUCAUCAUUAGGAGACUCAAAAUAUGAUGUAAAGGACAGGCUGCAAAUUUCUGUUGAAAAAACAAAGGAUAAGGGCUGGGGUUCUUUAGAUGAGGAUACUCGGGAUUUGAGGACUCAUGAUGCCAUUGAUAGUGUAAAGAAAAGGAAAUUGAAGGAGUAUCAGGACUUGGGUCAUCACCACCAACAGGAUAGCAAGAUUUCUGUGCAGGAGUUUUCCAGUAAGGAAAAGAAGAUAAGAUUGUCAAAGUCAGACGGUAGAGAGUUAAGUAUUAGUAAAGGCAGUGGCAAGACUGACAAAAAUAACAGUCAGACAAAACAUCCAAAAAUCAAGAAAGAUCCUGGGAGUACUUCGUCACAACGGAGCUUGGAUGGUAGGGACAGUGUGAAAAGGGACUCAAGAUCUGUGCAAGUUCCGGUUGCCGCCACUUCCAGCUCUUCUAAGGUUUCUGGCCCACAUAAAACGAAAGCCAGCUUUCAGGAAGCGAAAGGCUCACCAGUGGAAUCAGUUUCUUCAUCGCCUUUGAGAAGUCUAAAUACAGAGAAGUUGACUAGCGGGGAACUUAUGGGUAAAUACAAUUUUCAUGAUACUGGUGCCAUAGGUAGUCCAACUAGAUGUUUAGAUGGUGAAGAUGAUGGUGGCAGCGAUCGAUCUGGGACAACUAGGAAGGACAAAUCCUUUGUUGUAGCCCAUCAAGGUUCCCAUGGACCUUCUAUGCUUGAUUUUCAGAACAAAGAGGUUAAUCAUGUAUUAGAUAGCAUAUCUAAAGCUCAAAUGUUGCCCUCUCCUGACAUCACUGCCAGUCACUUUACAAAUGGUGGUGUGGACGCUGUAGACCAAUACAGGAGAUAUUCUAGCACAGAGCAGAUUAAGGAUCAAUGCCUAGGUGAAGACAGAAAUGAUGUUGAUUGUGCUAAUAAUAUGGCUAAUCCAAGGAAAACUGCCAAAGGCUCUUCAUCACGUUUGAAGGACAACAGUCUGAGCGGUAAAUCAGAACCCACUGCUGAAAAUGUCAAGAAGACGACCAGUCUUUCUCAAAUGCAAGAUCAGUCUCCCUCAUCCGAGGCAAAACAGGGGGAUGGUAAAGUUAAGUUGCAGGACAAGCAAGGACUCAAAUCCAACAGAAGUGAGAAUAUAAUUGCUAGCAAGAAAGACUGUGUCAGAAAUGGUGGUGGGCAAAAGGACAAUGAGUUAAAUAGAGGGCAUGAAGUUGAAGAUUCUACUCUAGAUGCCAUUUGUAAGCAGGAACUGCUGUCUGCCUCUGGUCAGAAUCAGUUGCCUGACUGUGAUGAUGAAAGGUAUUCCAAGAGAUCUCUUCCUGAAAGAACUGAUCAAGAAGUUCUUGGUAAAGGGAAGUCUCUCUCGUUGCCACCUUCUGGAGGAGCUCAAACUGAGACAUUGUGUCAUGGUCCCCAGCCAGUUGUUGGUCUUCAUCAAGGGAAUGGAGAUAUGGUGGUUGAUCCUUUGAAAGUUGAUAAUGCAUCAAAACUGCAGAAAAAACAAGUCAGAAAGGCUGAUAAUCAAAAUGGAACUCAACCCCUUAGUUCAAGACAUUCCAUGCUCAAUGGACACAAGUCCAAGGAGAUUGAUGCCCCAAGUCCAAUAAGAAGGGAAUAUUCCAGUCAUGCUGCUAACAAUGCUGUGAAAGAAGCUACAGAUCUAAAGCAUUUGGCUGAUCGUUUUAAGAAUUCAGGAUCCUCUCUUGAGAGCACUGGGCUUUACUUCCAGGCAGCCCUCAAGUUUCUCCAUGGAGCCUCUCUUUUGGAAUCUGGGAACAAUGAUAAUGCUAAAUACAGUGAGAUGAAUCAAGCAAAGAAAAUUUACAGUAGCACAGCAAAAUUGUGCGAGUUUUGUGCCCAUGAAUUUGAAAAGUUGAAAGACAUGGCUGCUGCUGCUUUGGCUUACAAAUGCAUGGAGGUGGCAUAUAUGAGGGUAAUAUAUUCGUCCCACACCAGUGCAAGCAGAGAUCGACAUGAGUUGCAAACAACUUUGCAAUCUAUUCCUCUUGGUGAGUCUCCCUCAUCAUCUGCUUCUGAUGUUGACAAUGCUAAUAACGCUACAGCAGGAGACAAGAUUGCCUUGGCAAAGGGUGUUAGUCCUCCCCAAGUUGCUGCAACCCAUGUUAUUGCUGCCCGAAAUCGCCCCAACUUAAUGCGAUUGCUUAAUUUUGCUCAGGAUGUGCAUUUUGCCAUGGAAGCCUCAAGGAAAUCACGGAUUGCUUUUGCAGCUGCCAAUUCAAGUUUGUGCAAGGGCAAGCAUGCAGAGGGUAUCUCCCCCAUCAAGAAAGCUCUUGAUUUUAACUUCCAAGAUGUGGAGGGUUUACUACGCUUAGUACGGCUUGCAAUGGAAGCCAUCAAUCGCUGAAAAGCCGAGUUAGUUUGAAGAUGGGCCUUGCGUGGGAAGAGCAUGUUUCGUGAUCCUGCAUAUAGGAUUCCCUGAGGUAAAGAUGGCCUGGAUGGUGAUAUCAAGGGCUGUGUUUAUAAUGUUGAACAUCAGCCACUCUUGCCAACUUUUAAAGCUAGUGUUGUCUAUGCACGUUUGCCGAAGUUGUUGAAUCAACAAAGUUGGGGCAUUCAAUUCAUUUUUGAUGCCUUUUAAGAAUGAUAGUUAUGGUUACCCUUGAGAUGUUGUGGAGAUGUUGGGAAUCUGAAGUCUGCAUAGCUGAUGCAUAUCAGGAUUUUGGUUAAAGAUUUGAUCGGUGGGCAUUGUUGACUUUGAUAUUACUGGUCAUCUUUUGGUUGUUUCACGUCCUGGAAGAGUUGUUAUUUUUCAAGUUGUAAAUUUGUAAAUUUUUAACCGAUGGGUAAAGGAAGUUGUGGGUUUGCUGAUCGUCCUUCUAUAUGUGAAAAUUGUACUUUCUUUCAUGGUUCAAGUGUUGUGUAGAGGAAGAUGAGCAGGAGAGAGAGUCACACAAGUUGUCAUGUACAAUUUCUGGGAUUGAUGGUGAUUUUUUUUAAUGUAUUACUUUGUUGAUAACUAACAAGGAACAGAAGGAAAUAAGAUGUACAGAAGGAAAUCUACAUACUAGCACAGAAUUAUGCUGCCAAUACUUCUUUAGCUUAGAGGAAGGUAGCAGAAAUGUAAAUUAACGUUUUACAGUCAAUUAUACAGCAGUGUUCAUGAAGCCAUUUGGUCAUUUUAAAGCUGUUGCGAUAGCUUCCUCUGCAGUAACUGAUAGGUUCAGCGCCUGAGGCAAAUUUUAAAUGCAGUUGCGCUUGAGCUGUGGUUACUUCGUAGGAGAUUUUUGUUUUCAUUGGUUAUUUGUAUUUCUGUUACGUUUAUAUGUGGCCAGCUUGGCACUGAGUAUUUAUAAGCUCUCUUCAAAGAACUCAAUUUUGACACUUCAACCCUGCAGCUACCAUCCACUGGUUUCGUGUACAGAAAUAGUGCGUUUAAUCAUUUAUUGACCUUGUGCCAUAAACCUUAGCACCAAUAACCUUGUAUCUGUUUAGCAUGUAAAAUGAAAUAAAUUGAAGUUGAAAGUUUCAAGUCGGCAA
This is a messenger RNA of Neltuma alba, 6577 nucleotides long. RefSeq lists its product as uncharacterized. The transcript has 14 exons. NCBI's taxonomy places the organism in Eukaryota, Viridiplantae, Streptophyta, Magnoliopsida, Fabales, Fabaceae. The record is from RefSeq and is a predicted model, not a curated record. Gene Ontology annotation, molecular function: zinc ion binding. The coding region runs from base 357 to 5444 and encodes 1695 amino acids.